AUGGAAGACUGUGCAAUGGAAGCUCGUCAUAUGUUUCCGGAAGCGGAAGAAGAAAAUCUACCUUCGAAAGGAAGUGAAGGCUGCGCUGAUGCAGAGGACAAAGAAGAAGAAGAAGAGAAGCGAGGUGGAGGCGGUGGGAUUCUGAACAAUCUGCUGGGCAACUUGGUUGCUCCGAUGAGUCCAAGAGCGUCAGCUGCUACAACCGAGGCCGCCGGAGAUGAAGAUCACCGACGGGAGACUUUCCACGAUUUGCCACCGCCACCGCCACGUGGUGCUCCAGCCGAUGAAGUUGUCAGCGAAAAGAGUGAAAAUGUCGUCGGCGACGAUGAAGGGAGUAGUGGAAUCAUUGACAGCAUCGUCUCUCACUUGCCUAAAUCUCUGCCAGGCAUGCUCUCCUCUCUCUCUCUCUCUCUUUCCCCUAAGUUGGUUUAUGUUCUGUAA
This is a messenger RNA of Linum tenue, 441 nucleotides long. The record is from the annotation of a GenBank genome assembly. NCBI's taxonomy places the organism in Eukaryota, Viridiplantae, Streptophyta, Magnoliopsida, Malpighiales, Linaceae.